Molecule: messenger RNA, 6267 nt
Organism: Penicillium taxi
Lineage: Eukaryota; Fungi; Ascomycota; Eurotiomycetes; Eurotiales; Aspergillaceae
Gene: atg2
Exons: 4
Coding region: 1-6267 (2088 amino acids)
Biological process (GO): reticulophagy; autophagy of mitochondrion; piecemeal microautophagy of the nucleus
Cellular component (GO): phagophore assembly site; extrinsic component of membrane
Molecular function (GO): phosphatidylinositol-3-phosphate binding
Source: RefSeq, a predicted model, not a curated record
AUGGCCUACUUCUUACCGUCGUUCUUUCAAAAGCGACUCCUCAAAUAUGCCCUGUCUCGUUUGGGGGUCGUGGAUACAGAAGACCUGGAUCUAGACAAUUUGGGCAUCCAAUGGGGACAGCGGAGCACAGUUGAACUGCGUGAUAUUGGCCUGAAGUUGAACAAACUAGCAACUCUCCUCAGCCUCCCGGAAACCUUCGAACUACUUAGUGCCCGGAUCCACUUUCUUCGCCUCACUGUCCCAGCCGACAUCUACAGCAGCGGGAUCAUAUGCGAGGCGGACGGUAUCAACGUUCAUGUUCGAUGCUUGUCGGAAGACUAUGUAUCGAAACAUGGAAAACAUGAAAAUUCGACGGAAAAACAACCUUAUAUGGGUGUCCAUGGCUCACUGGACGAACAGAUCCUGCCAACACCAACGAGACUUGCUGAGUCGUUCUUAGAAUCUGAACCGAGUGAAGAAAAGGAGGAACUACAAGCCGCAAUAUCAUCGCAAUCACAUGUCUUACAAAAUUCAUCAUCAUUUGGUGAUGAAGAGGAAGAAGAACUUGGGCUUGGGGGCGAAAUGUCUUUGCCCAGCUUCGUUGCAGGGUUUCUGAAAGGCGUUGCGGAUCGGCUGCAGCUUAAAAUAAAGAACGUUUCUGUACGGCUCGAUAUGGAACUUGAGCAGGAUGGACCUUCCAAGAAACAGCCUGAAUACAAGUCGGAUCUUGUUUCAGGCUUCUUGACCCUGGGUGAGGUCGAGGUACUUGGUGUUUCUGGGUUUACAGCAAAUUCAGACGGAUCUCUCCCAUUCAAAGAAGGCAAGCGGCUUGUUAGCCUUGUUGAUUUCAACGCCGGUCUAGUCUCGGAUCCGGCUGUCUUCGCAAAUUAUUCGCACUUCACUGCGCCUGCAUCACCAACGACUACGCGAUCAAAAGAAAGCCAAUCCACAAGCAGAGAUCAUUCUCCCCCGCUGGAUUCUCCAAGUCCGGAGAAUUCGAUGUGCAUGACUCAAUCAACAAUCUUUGAUCCUCUUCCGGAGCUUAGCCGGGUAAGCAUCGCUGACCAUGAAUUGGAGUCAUCUGCUAUCUCUCAUGAUGGGCGUUUCUCGGAUGCAGAUUCAGAAAUAGGGGACAGAGCGCAUCACUACUCGGAGGAUUCACAACUUCUAGGUCACACAUUUGAAGAUAACCCUGGGUAUCUGGAUUCGGUGAUAGAAACCCAGUUAGAUGACUUUGGUGCCGAGACGCCCAGCUUUUUUGAGCCUCAACGGCAUCCUAUCGAAGAAAGUCAUGCGAUAUUACCCGAUGGCAAUUCUUCAUUGCAUGCUGCCGAGAGUAUAGAAGAGCACGAGAAUGCAGACUCAUCAGGGGGCAUUAUUGGAACUGGAACUCACAUUUCACAACAUGGUAGCCAAUUUGGGCUUGAACCAGCUGACAUGGCAGCAUCGAUACCAUAUUCCCAUCGCCAAGAGGAAGGGAUUUCUUCACUACAAAUGAGUGACCCAGGAAACAACCCACUUGUAUCUGCUCCGCCCUCUGAGUCUGGCAGUGAAGAUUCGGCAUCAUCGGCAAUGGAUGCGCACCUUACCGAAUCCAAAUUUUUCUCUCAUGAUGAAGCACAGAGCUUAUACAUGAGUGCUAUUAGCCGGAGUGCCGGUGCGAGCUUUAUGCCAAACAUGCCUGGAGCAUGGGACUCAUUUCAUGACAGAGAUGCGGAACAUGACCAGAAAGAAAACGCGAAUUCUACUAAUGCGGCUGAGGUCUCAACACCGAAAUCGACUGUCCCAUCAGACACCUACUUUGGGGAUCAUCAAAGCACGGAAGAAAAACAAACACAAUUCGAAGCCUCGGCGACUGAAAGGGCUUCUGCUGCUUCAUCUCCCUAUCUACACAAAAUAUCCGAGAUGAGAAAGCCAAUUAUCAACAUUGAUAAGAUCUUCAUCUGGCUUCCAUCAACACUUGGUGAGCAAAGUGUCGAGCCCUCUUCAAUUCCGACUGGCCUGGAUAAGUCGGAUAUUGACUCUGUUAAUCUUGCAUCUGGCUUGGGCGAGUCCCGGAUUGAGGAAAAUAUUCUAGCCUCUGAAAUCUUCGCAUCCACUCGCCUAUCUGGGGUGAAUCGUUUGAAUCAGCAGCAAAAUAACCCUGAAAGCGAUCUCACCCAGCUAGAAGCUGAAGUAUUUUCUGUGGCUAUUCACUUUGACAUAGCUACCGGCUGGCUUUUGACAAAAGCAUGUCAAAAGGUCUCACAGGUAUUGGGUGCUGCUGAGACUCCCCGCUCCCAGAGACAGCCAUCCUCAGACCAAACAACUCAAUUUUCCAUCAAGCUUUCGGCUCGUGAGAUUUCCAUUAAGUUCCUUGAACACUUAUCGGGUCAACCUCAUUCUCUUGAGAGUACCGGAUCUCCUCUACCACCGUACACCUCCAUAGAAGACAUUGUCCUCAAAGCUACAGUAUCAGGCUUGAAAACUUACCUUUCGGUAAAUGAGAAGGCAACUCAAAUUCAAAUUGGUAUUGCCAAAGUUGCAUUUGGGUUUGGCUCUGAUGAUUUGAUAUCGUUCAACGAAUCAUUGAAGAUGCGUGAAUCUACCCGUGAUGUCAUGUCACCCUCGCAAGAAGAUAUUUCUUUGACGUUGACCAAGUUCACUGAAUCAGUCAAACUUGACGUAACCACACUUCCUCUUCAUCUCAAUCUGAACAUUCAGCGUUUGGAGGAGGUCCUGGGCUGGGUUGGUGGUCUUAGCACCAUAAUCGAGCUAGGAAGCUCCAUAUCGUCUGCCUCCACAAUGAAAGGAGGACCCAUCCCUCCAAGAAAACGCCCUCGAGGUGUUCACUUUGAAACCCCAGCUCCAGCAUCAGACAAAGAUCAUGCUUCUUCCGCUCCAUUGAAGGUCAAUGCCCGAAUCGGUGGCAUUGUGUUAGAUGUUACCGGAGAAACACACUAUCUCAAGCUCACUACGACUGCUGUUAAAAUGGUCAGCCGAUUUGAAGGGAUUGGUGUACAAAUUGAUAAAGCGCGUUUGAGUGGGCCCCAUUCCCUCACUAACUUCGUGGCUGCACCUGCUAAAGUUACCUUGACCAAUAUCCGCAUUGAGCAUCUUUUCACGCCGAAGGAAGUUGAUUUGGAUCGUCUUCUGACUUUGAUAACUCCUUCUCAGGACAAGUAUGACGAUGACGACGAUAUAAUGCUUGACACCCUUCUGCGGCAGAGACGACAGGGCUCUGUUCUUCGAGUGACAGUAGCAGGAAUGAAGACGACAAUUUCGAACAUCGGCGGCAUGGCACCUCUGUCGUCACUGGGAAGUGAAAUGAGUCGCUUGUCUAAUGUGACCAAAUAUCUACCAGAGGACGAUCGCCCUGGCCUACUUACAUUGACCUUGAUUCGCGACUUUGAAGCUCAUGUUCAAAUGAGAGGGGAGGUUGGUGAUAUCAAUGCGCAUCUUACAAAUGUUGAGGUCGGAUAUAUCAGCAUGCCUUCCCUCCUUGCUACCCAGAUAGGAACAAUGAAUGUCAACCGCAACGAAGAUGAAGAGCUGAUGGGUGAGGCUUCACUGCCUAGUAAAGAUCAAAGCUCAACUCAACCUCAUCCACCAGCUUUUAUGGCUCGAUUCAUACCAGAUGAGAUGGAUCCCACAUUCAAGAUUAAACUGCACCAUCUUCGCAUCGAGUAUACGAUACCUUCCAUCAUGGCAUUCCUUGGGCUGGGUUGUGAUACAACGGGCACCGACAUUGCCAACGAGAUGGCGAAUUCCAUUUCCAAUAUUGCAGAGCAUUCCUCUCGGAUGACCGCGAUGUCAUCAUUUUCAUCGCCAAUAUCAGAGACAUCGAGGUCUCCCAAGCCGAUGAAGUUAGCAGUUGUUUUUAGAGAUAGUGUUCUUGGUCUCAAUCCUCGUAAUUCACAAUCGAAGGGACUACUCGUGCUCACCAAUGCCAAAUUCAGCGGUGCCUUGCACGCCGAUGAAUCCUCAGACGCCACAUUGGAUAUCAGAAAAGCGUCUGUCAUGAUCAUUGACGACGUGAGAAAUGCAGGGAGUGCGGACAAUCUCCGUCAACGUAGCUCUGCUGCCACCCAAAGCAGUCAAGUGCAAGCAUAUAUAGAUGAGGGCUAUGUACCAGUGACGACGAUCUCCUCUGCAAUGGUCGUUGUCAAAAUGAUGCAUCUCAUCGAGGACGGGACAAAGUCAUUGGAUGUUGAACUGAGAGAUGACCUCCUGAUACUUGAGACGUGUGCAGAUUCAACGCAGACACUAAUUAGCAUACUGAAUGGACUCCAGCCCCCCACACCCCCGAGUGUUAUUGCCAAGUACCGAACAGAGGUCAUGCCAAUUCAAGACAUGCUUGCGUCAUUCACAGGAGAUGCCUUUACGACCAAUCCUACACAGUCAGUGCGCGACAAUCAUACACUGGAUGUAGUUCUGGAGGACGACUUGAACGAUGAACUUGAGUAUGUUAGCGAUUUCUACCCGGGGCCAGAGGGAACUGGGAUUGAUGACGAAAAACUGCAUCUGCAAGCGUCCGGCGCCAAUGACCCUCUGGACAGCUUCCAUUCCCAGUAUCAAGUUUCGUCCAGCCUCUCGGAGCUUGAUUUUCAAGAUGAUCAUUUCGCCAGACAGUCAGCUGUUGGAGGGACUGCUCAUCGCUGGAACUCCACUUACAAUACAUACGGCUUGACUAACGACAAGAAGCUUCAGCGAAGUCCUCUUCGUGUGAGAAUCCGGGAUAUGCAUAUAAUUUGGAAUCUUUUUGAUGGAUACGACUGGCAACGUACCCGUGAUACCAUCUCCAAAGCCGUCAACGAUGUUGAAAUCAAGGCUACCGAGCGACGAGCUCGUGCCUCACCCGAGACUGAAGAAGAUGAGGAGUCUGUCAUUGGUGAUUUCCUCUUCAAUUCAAUAUACAUCGGCAUUCCGGCGAACAAGGACCCACGCGAGCUGCAUCGUGAAAUCAACCGUGACAUCAACGACCUCGCCAGCGAGACUGGAAGCUACGCGACAACAACUACGAUCACCGGCGGUACUAGUCGCCCUAGUAGAUCUAGACCAGAUCGGGAGAAGAAUCUCCGUCUCAGGCGUAGCAAGCACCACAAAAUGACCUUUGAGCUCCGAGGUGUUUGUGCCGACUUGGUCGCAUUCCCACCAGGCUCUGGGGAAACCCAGAGCUCUCUAGAUGUGCGAGUGAGAGAUUUAGAGAUAUUUGACCACGUGCCUACCUCGACUUGGAAGAAGUUCGCAACCUACAUGCAUGAAGCUGGGGAGAGGGAGAGCGGCACUAGCAUGAUUCAUCUGGAAGUCCUAACCGUAAAGCCUGUUCCCGAGCUCGCUGCAUCGGAGAUUGUUCUCAAGGCCACGGUCUUACCCAUUCGCUUGAUUGUUGAUCAAGAUGCCCUGGACUUCAUGAGCCGGUUCUUUGAGUUCCGAGACGAAUCUGUCGAGGUCCCCAGCACUCCAGGAGACAUACCGUUCCUUCAACGAGUAGAGGUGAAUGCUAUCCAGGUGAAGUUGGAUUUUAAGCCCAAAAGAGUGGAUUAUGCCGGUCUCCGAUCUGGCCGUACAACGGAAAUGAUGAACUUCUUCGUGCUCGAUGGUGCCGAUAUGGUUCUACGACACGUUAUUAUCUAUGGAGUUUCCGGUUUCGAUCGUCUCGGUGUUAGUCUUAACGAUAUCUGGAUGCCCGAUGUCAAACGGAACCAGCUUCCUGGUGUACUUGCAGGUUUAGCGCCAAUACGGUCCCUUGUCAACGUAGGAGGCGGUGUGAAGGACCUCGUUGUCAUCCCGAUGCGCGAGUAUAAGAAAGACGGGCGCAUUGUGCGUAGCAUCCAGAAGGGAGCUCUGGCAUUUGCCAAGACUACAUCCAGUGAACUUGUUAAGAUGGGUGCCAAACUGGCAAUCGGAACACAGACGGCCCUUCAGGGUGCGGAAGAGAUGCUCACAUCCCCGACCGGUGCCUCUGGCGCUCCCGAUGAAGACUGGGACGAUGACGAAGAAGCCAAAAAGAUUUCUCCCUAUGCAGAUCAACCGAUCGGUGUUGUUCAGGGCCUCCGAGGUGCCUUCAGUGGUCUUGAGCGUGAUCUUCUCUUAGCUCGCGAUGCUAUUGUUGCUGUCCCCGGAGAAGUUGUUGAGAGUGGCAGUGCCAAAGCGGCAGCCAAAGCCGUGUGGAAGCGUGCCCCAACGGUGAUUCUUCGACCCGCGAUUGGAGUUUCGAAGGCUCUAGGGCAAACUCUUCUAGGAGCCGGAAAUACGCUGGACCCGAGUAAUAGGCGGAAAAUGGAAGAUAAAUAUAAACAUCACUGA